GCUGACGUAGCUGGGCUAAAAAUAACCGACCCGGUUUAUAGCUGGUGUCACGCAGUUGACUCAGGUCUGGAUUCAAAAUGGCGGCGCCCUAUAUGCUGUUGUGUUUCACUGUGAUGUCCCUGUGUGUUUCUGCUGAGACAUUUACCACUAUAUACUCUAUGGACAACUUUUGUGGCAAGACCCUGGACAUGAGCAACAGGUAUCUGCAUUCAUUUAAGCUGCGUCUUACCUACGCCAGCGAGUAUAGAAGCAACAUGGACUGUAAGAUGUCAGUUAAGACCGCGUUUGGUCAGCGCUUGUCGUUCAAGUUCCUCGAUAUGGACAUUGCUAACAUCCUCGGUUGUGACGACUACUUGGAGAUACGCGACGGAUCGUCUACCUCUUCAUCACUUCUAGGUUCCCGAAUGUGUGGAGACAGCAUACCGCCCAGCAUGUCCACAAGCGGGAGAAACGCUUUACUAAAGUUCAAAAGCAACAGCUACAAGGAAGACGAUGGCUUUACCGUCCUUGUGACCAGUUACAACACGGAUGUGUAUUGUGACAGCGACGAAUUCACCUGCGACAACGGCCGUUGCAUCAGCUACAGCCUGUACUGUGAUUCCUACGACAACUGCGGCGACAACAGCGACGACUGUUACAUGGAUAGGACUUGGUGGAUCUGGCUGAUCGUUGGCCUCGUUGCCUUCGUCAUACUCCUCGCUAUUAUUAUUACUGUUAUCUGUUGUUGUUGCUGCUGCAGAAAGGGACCUACGCCUGGAACAGUCCUUAAAACUACUACAACAGUCAACUACAACGCAGGAUCCCAGGCUGUCACCACCAAUCCCUGGUACGGAAACACCAACAAUCAAGUCAUGACACAGCCCAUGAACCCGGCUCCACCAAGCUAUACAGCAGCUUCAGGGGUCCCUGCCGGGCACCCACAACCCGCUGCUUACCCACAACCCACCGAAUACCAGCCUGUCGCUUACCCACCCCCAGCCGUCCCCGAGGGCUGGCAACCCCCUCCCCCAAACGCUCCUCCCCCAUACUCACAGAAAGGGGAAAACAAUUAUUGAUUACCCUUAGAGAACAAAGUAUCGUGAGAAUCUAUAGCUUGGUCUGUGCCUUGAACCAUAUCGCUUUCUAUGCAUACAGACCCACGGUGACUUGAAACGUAUUUGCUGCGGUUCCGCAAGCUACAUACAGGCGUCUGGAUAUUAUUUUGAUGAAAAGAUGUAGUUUUAAAACUGAUAAAUGGGCGGGGGCCUGACAUUUUUUCUUAAGUUUAAUGAAACAAUAUAUAUUACUCAAAAUGAAUAUAAAAACGCCCGAUUCUUUGGUAUUGCUAUAGUGAUCGGAAAGAAAAAAUCGGGAGGUCUUUAACAUAUUUUGAGUAGUGUUAUUCAUUCACUGGACAUCCAAAAUGUUCUGAAAGGUAAUGCGUUUUGGGUUCCCAAAAACUGUUUGGCUAAAAUUAUUUUAUGUUUUGAAGCACUGACUGAAACUGGUCUCAAACAGAAAACAUAGCAUAGGCUCUGAGUAUGAGCCUUGGACUGUCAAAUCCUUCGAUUGUUAUCGUUGGACUGUCAUUGUCUCCAACUGUUAUCCAAAACGUGCUUACCCUUUUCGCGAACGUCUGGUGUCACCACUGAUUUUCUUUGGUCCAUUCAUAUACUUUUUACGCUAUUUUGCCCUUUACGCCUAUUGGAAUCUGUCUCCGCAGAUAAUAUUGACUGGUUUUUAUCUUGCAUAGACAAUUUAUAGUUCCUAAUUAUGUUCACAUAAUUAUAUAAUUAUAACUAAAAUUCUGUUGAAAACGGAGUUAAACCCAACUAACUCCCCAUCAGCAGCCAUAGAGCUGAUACAAUAUGACUGGUAUGACUAUUGUGAAAGCAUGAAGAUGAAUUUAUGAUGAAUAAAUUGUAACACGAAGGUACAUGUAACAAUCCGUGUCUAAUGUCUAUAUUAUUUUAAAACAGUUAACCUCCACUGUUUCCGUAUUCUAUUUGUGUAAACCUUGUAUCAACUUAUUGAUAUGAUAACGAAAAAAGCAAUUGAUUUAUCAAAUUGAUGAAUUUUGUUGACAUCCCUAACUUAUUUUUGUAGGCCGAAUCUCUACAACAUGGUUAUUUCGAAAGCUUGAUAAUCUCGAUACUGAUCUGAAUCCCGCUAUUUAGAAGAGUCACUUGGGAGUUUUUACUUGGAAAUAAAGAAUGUUCUUUAAUCAGAACCAUAGGAUAUUAUUCAUGCUGGUACGUACCUGUAAAUACUUGUUGCAAUGGUAUAGCAUUGCACAUGAAAGAGUUACUACUUGUGUGAUGAUUUAAACUUAUUACAUAUAAACGCUGGUCGUUUGAUGAAGAUGUGUUGUGCCUAAUUUGUAUUCCUUUACUAUUUUCACUGUUACCACGUUUGCUAUGAAAACUUUAAUAAAACUAGUUGUUUCAAUGA
Messenger RNA from Haliotis rufescens (red abalone), 2430 nucleotides. Its product is annotated as abnormal cell migration protein 13-like. The coding region runs from base 78 to 1055 and encodes 325 amino acids. The record is from RefSeq and is a predicted model, not a curated record. The transcript has 5 exons. Gene Ontology annotation, molecular function: protein binding. NCBI's taxonomy places the organism in Eukaryota, Metazoa, Mollusca, Gastropoda, Lepetellida, Haliotidae.